Canis lupus familiaris (dog) is the source of this 2146-nucleotide messenger RNA. RefSeq names its product clathrin heavy chain linker domain containing 1 (gene CLHC1). The record is from RefSeq and is a predicted model, not a curated record. The transcript is spliced from 13 exons. NCBI's taxonomy places the organism in Eukaryota, Metazoa, Chordata, Mammalia, Carnivora, Canidae. Bases 218 to 1987 code for a protein of 589 amino acids.
CCUGAACUUGUUUCUCGCUUUCACCUUCAGAAUGCCCUCGAAAUAGACUACUCGUCCCAGGAUGCAGUUCCACACCUCCGGUUCCCUAGUUACCGGUCUCCAAGCCCUGGAGUCCGUGUUUGGAGACAGGGGCUCAGGCUUACCAAAGUUUUGGCUUUGUUGCAAAAGCCAGUCAAGACAACUCUACUCUGGUGAACAAGUGUUCAGAUUGUGACAUAUGUUUGUCCAAGAAAUAAAUAAACAUGCAGUUCUCCCUCCUAUCAUUGGUAGAAGUGACAAGGAAUUUUUGGAAAGUAUACAAAGAUACAUAAUUACAGAAAUGGAAAGAGUGGGCUGUAAUGAGGAAGGACCUGCUGAUGAAUAUUACAUCAUUUAUCGAAAUGUUUUUGAUAAGGUAAUAGAGUAUGUCACUGCAUACAAAUCCGUUCUUACUUCAAUCAAAAAAGAAUAUGAUGCCAUUAUUGAGACAAUGAAGGAAGGCCAAAGAACUGCAUUUUGUCUUCAUGGAAAACUUAAAGCUUUGGCAGCAGAGCCCACAGCAUUGGUGUAUCACAGGAAAAGAACAAUCCAACUUGUGGCAAAAAUGAAUGUUAUUGAAAAUGAUUCCUCAAAGAUUCAAUUGCAAAUAGACAAAAUGAAACAACUUAGGGCAGAGUAUGACACAAAAGAAGUAAAAUACCAUACUUUCUCCAAAGAUCCUUCAAAACCUAUUCCAGGCAUGACUCUUCAAGAAUCCGUCAAUUUAGAUGCUCUCACUAAAUACCUGAAACAUCUUGAGGAUAAAUAUAUUGAAAUUAAACGGAUUAUGUUGAAAAAAUAUGUUCCAGUUCAAAGGAAGGCAGACUUAGAUGAGGAAAUGAUUGUGACAUUAAAACGGAGAGAUUUAGCUGAAAAUAUGAACAAAGAAUUACAGUUUCGUCAUCAAAGACUGCAAAUUAUUUCAAAUGCACUUACUUCAUGGGUAAAAUCUGAUAUGAGCAGCUCAUUUCAAGACCUUGUGGAGGAAAUUCAGAAAACUAAAAGUUUACAUGUAAUUAUAGGUGACCAAGGCAUUGUUGAGGAACUGCUUGAAGAUGAUCCAGGCAAGGCAAAAGAAGCUGAAAUUUUGCUUGGCUACAUUGAAAGGUUCAAUGAAUUAAUGUCGCUUGGUGAAUAUGAAAAGGCAGCUUGUUUUGCAGCACGCAGUCCCAGAAGAAUUCUUCAAAACAUUGGGACAGUGAAUAAAUUUAAGGCUGUUGGAAAAAUUCGAGGAAAGCCUUUUCCCUUACUCUUAUUUUUUGAAGCCGUAUUUAGCACAAGUCAUGCAUGUAGACGUCCUAUUGAUGCAGAACUAACCCUGGAAGGAAUCAAAUGUGGAUUAUCUGAAAAACGUUUAGAUUUAGUUAUCAAUUGGGUCACCCAGGAAAGGCUCACAUUUUCUGAGGAGGUGGGGGAUGUGAUUUGUGAUUAUGGGGAACAGGAUACUUAUAACAAGGCCAAGUGCCUAGCGUUAGCUCAGAUGAUCUACAGUGAAUGUGGCCUGCACAAGAAAGCUCUUCUUUGCCUGUGUAAACAGGGUCAGAUUCAUGGGGCCAUGGAAUACAUACAGCAAUUCAAGGACUUUACUUAUGAUGACCUGAUGCAGUUAAUAAAGUUAUGUCCUCACACUGAAUUAAUUCAGUGUCUCACUAGAGAAUGGAAUGGGAAACCACCAUCUUUAUCUUUUGGUCUUGCUAUACUUCAACUGUUUUCUAUAGAUAUGAAAACAGUUGGCAUUAAGCUACUUCAAGAAAUAAGUAAAGGUGGGAAAGGUAUAAUCGAACAUCUUAUGAUAAAUGAUCCAUUUUGUGCAUUCGAAAACUGGCAAGAAGUGGCAAAUAUAUGUUUACAGAAUGGCUUUGACAAAUUAUCUCGUGAUAUCACGUCCGUUCUUCGUUCUCAGGCUGGAGUUACAGAAAUUUCUGAAGAGGACAAUACAGUUAACUUAAUGGAACAUGUUUUUUGGUAGUUCUAUGUCUUAACCAGUUGAGGGAGCUUAUAUGACAUUUUAUGUGUAUUCAUUGGGCAAACUAACUUUUGGCCAUUUUGGCAUAACUAACUUACAAAUAAAUCUAAAGUAUGAAGCUCUCAGAAAUAAACCAUGCUGCUUUUGUUAUGAUGGCAUUUA